GCGGCGCGGGCCGGGCCGGGAGGAGGCGGUGCUGGGGCUUCUCCCGCUCGGCCGCGGCGGAACCGAAAGCGGCGGGCGGGGGAGAGGAAGGAGGGGCGGGCGCGGGGUGCGGUGGCGCGCGGAGGGCCGGGAAUGCCCGCGGCGCAGGGCUCCAGAGCUGCCCGGUGGCCGCGUCCGGGCAAUGGCCCUCCGUCUGGUCUCCGACUUCGAUCUCGGGAAGGACGUGCUCCCGUGGCUGCGGGCACAGCGGGCGGCGUUAGUGGCCGCUGGGGCCGGAGGCGGAGGCCCAGGUGUUUUAGAAAACAAUUAUGAGAGCUUACGUGUACUAAAUGUUGAAAGAAAUGGAAAUAUUAUUUAUACCUAUAAGGAUGAUAAGGGAAAUGUCUUCUUUGGAUUGUAUGAUUACCAGACCAAACAAAAUGAGCAUCUCUAUACAUUUGAGAAAGACUUGCAAGUUGUCAGUUGCUCAGUCAACAGGGAGAGAACUUUGCUGGCUGCAAGUUUAGUUCAAGCUGCUAAAGAGGGAAGAAGGAAUGAGCUUCAACCAGGUUCAAGGUGCUUAACUUUGUUGGUCGAGAUCCACCCCAUUAACAAUGUGAAGGUUCUAAAAGCAGUGGAUAGCUAUAUUUGGGUACAGUUCCUCUACCCACAUGUUGAAAGUCACCCGCUACCAGAGAGUCAUCUGCUACUGAUUUCAGAAGAGAAAUAUAUUGAACAACUUCAUAUCCAAGUUACCCAAGAAGAUGGAAAUAGAGUGGUAAUUAAAAAUUCUGGCCAUCUCCCAAGACAGAGAGUAGCCGAAGAUUUUGUUUGGGCUCAGUGGGAUAUGUCAGAGCAGAGAUUAUACUACAUUGAUCUGAAGAAAUCAAGGAGUGUCUUAAAAUGCAUCCAGUUUUAUGCUGAUGAGCACUUUAGCUUAAUGUUUGAAGCACCCUUGGACGUAUCAUUAAGUGAUUCAGGAUUCAAACUUGUCAACUUUGGAUAUGAUGAUCUUCAAGACCAAGAGAAAUUAUCCAAACACCCAACCUUGUGUGUUUUUACCAACCAUGCAGGAAGUUUGUGUGUAUGUUACUGCCCGAACUUUGACUCUUGGGAGCAAAUCACGUAUUCAGUGCUUUACUUUCAUAAAGGGCACGGCAAGACCUUCACUGCUACUCUUGGGCGUGUUGACUCACGUGUGACAAAGGGCAUUACUUUUCUCAGCCUUGACUAUUAUGUAGCUGUUUACUUGCCUGGUCAUUUCUUUCAUCUACUUAACAUUCAACAUCCAGACCUGAUCUGCCACAGUCUGUUUCUGACAGGAAACAGUGAAGUGAUUGAUAUGCUACCUCAUAGUCCUUUACAGUCACUGUCAGGAUCCCUGGUCCUGGAUUGGGGUUCUGGAAAGCUCUAUAGGGCACUCCUCAACCAGUCAUAUUUAUUGGAGUUCCUGUGGAACACCCGGCUGGACUGCGAGAAGCUGGCCUUGUUGCACUGUGUGCUCUCAUGUGGCCGAGACCCACGGCGACUGGAAGCCAAGAUUAUUCAGUGGAUUUCUGAGAACAUCUCUGCCUGCCAUUCAUUUGACCUCAUUCAGGAAUUUAUAAUUGCUUCUUCAUAUUGGAGCAUCUAUCCAGAGACAAGUAACAUGGAUAAACUCUUGCCAUACUCCUCACUGCUCACUUGGGAUACAGAAAUUCCUGGAAUAACCCUUGUGACAGAAGAGAUUCCGUUGCCUCUUAUGAAGGUGCAUAGCUUUAAGGGCUACUGGGAAAAACUGAACUCCAACCUGGAAUAUGUUAAGUACUCCAAGCCACACUUACACUAUAACAACAGCGUGGUCAGGAGAGAGUGGCACAGCCUGAUCUCGGAAGAGAAAAAAGGAAAAAGAAGGUCCACGGUGUAUGUGAGAAAUAUUCUUGAUAAUGCAAUAAAGGUGAUUUCUAACCUAGAAGCAAGGAAUUUGGAGCCAAGAUUAACACCCCUCUUCCAGGAGGAAGACAACCACCAGCGGCUGCUUAUGGGGCUGAUGGUAUCUGAGCUAAAAGACCAUCUUUUGAGACAUCUACAGGGUGUAGAAAAGAAGAAAAUUGAACAGAUGGUUCUGGACUAUGUUUCAAAACUGCUGGAUCUCAUUUGCCAAAUACUGGAAGCCAGUUGGAGGAAACAUAAUCUUCAUCCCUGGGUUCUCCACUUCAAUAGGCGGGCGAGUGCUGCUGAAUUUGCGGUCUUUCACAUCAUGACCAGGAUUUUGGAAGCUACUAACAGUUUGUUUUUACCUCUGCCUCCUGGUUUUCACACUCUGCACACGAUCCUUGGUGUCCACUGUCUGCCUUUGCAUAACCUGCUGCAUUACAUUGAUAACGGAGUGUUGCUUCUCACAGAAACAGCUGUCACAAGGCUCAUGAAAGAUCUGGACAAUACAGAGAAAAAUGAAAAAGUAAAGUUCAGCAUCAUUGUGCGGCUUCCUCCGCUUACAGGUCAGAAGAUCUGUCGACUUUGGGAUCAUCCUGUGAGUUCUAACAUUAUUUCCCGGAACCAUGUAAAGCAACUGCUUCAGAACUAUAACAAACAGCCCCGGAGUUCUAUGAUGGACAAGUCAUCAUUCAGUGUAGAAUUUCUGCCUCUGAACUACUUCAUUGAAAUACUGACAGAUAUUGAGUCCUCCAAUCCAGCUCUGUAUGCUUUUGAAGGACGUGACAACGUGGACGCAAAAUUCGUAGAAGAAGCAGCUCUGAAACACACCACGAUGCUUUUAGGCUUAUAAAAGGGAAAAUGCAGUUAUAUCAGCUUCCAGUAUUUUUCUCUUGCUCGUUAGCUCUACUUCUGUUGAGAAUUCUUUAGCAAUAUUUUAAACUGGUAACCAAAAUCAGAAUACAUUGUUGAGCCAUCUGAAUUUCAGUUUAGUACUUUGUUCAGACAGAACUAGACAGUCAAGUGUAGAGAAAUGGCAGCCAGUCCAAGGGGGCAUAAAGUGGCCUAAGUGAUGCUCUUCCUAGUGGCUGAUCUUCCUAGCGCUCUCAUAGGCCAAAAGCUAGUUUCUAUUAUACUCUGAAAUAAAAUAUACUUUAAAAAUGUAGGAACAGUGCUUAGAAAAUCAAAAAUUGGCUGUGUCACUGAAAAUAGCAUAUGACAAGCAGAAAAAUUACAAGUUGUAGAAAAAUUCUAUUUUGGAAAUUAGAUACUUUUAAAAAAACUGAAUUUGGACUAAGUCAAAUCUGCUAAUUCUAGUAGGGAAUAAUUUGCAAAAUACAAUAAUUUAUACAUACAUAGAGUAGGAUUUGUCUUCGUGAACGUUCAGAUGGAACUGUAUUUAAUAUUAUAAAGUUAUUUUUAUAUUUAUAAAAGUUUGAUUUAGUAAUAUGUUGUCAUUUAAAAAAAACACUGAAAGUUUUAGCCUAACUCCUUUGUUCUUUGAACAUAGCCUUUUAUUCCCACCAAGAAUCAUGACUCCAUGAACAUGUUCCCCCAAAGACCCACAUGACACCUAACGAGUUCUCCCACUUUUCUUUUUUUUUCCCCUCUCUCUUCUACAGUGACGUUCUGACCAUAAAUACAGUUGACUCCUGGGGUAAGCCCAAAACCCUUUGCUUUCUUCUCUUCACACCGUUUCCCUCAUUGAACUUGUGAAAUUUUAAAGAUUACAAAUAUCACUAGCCAGUAUAAUAAUCCAGCUUUUCUAAAAUCAUCAUUCUAAAAAUUAUCCUCUCCUCCAGAAUUUCCCAUUUAGGUCAAAUAUUUCAUGGUCACUGAAGCUCAGAGUCUUGGAGCCAUAUCAGCAAGGCGGUGCUGGUUUUUCCUCUUGAUAAGGUCAUUAUUUUUCAUCACCCUACGCUUUCCUCUUCACACCCGGGUUGUUUCUGCUGCUUUCUGAAGUCUCAUUCAUCUGAUGCAUAUUAGAGAUAAACACUACUUUGAUCCUGCCACCCCUCUGCUCAUAAUCCUUCAGUGGCUUGCCAUUUAUUACAGGAUAAAAUCCAAACUCUUUGACAUUCAAGAUCUCCCAAAUUCUGGCCUUAUACACUUCCCCAAUACGAACGUCCUGUUCCAACCAGCCUCGCUCACUGGGCCUUGAACAGAACUUUUGUCUUCUUACUUCCAAGUCUUGCUCAGGCGAUUUCCCCCUCCUGGAAUCCCCUCCACUUACUAAAAUCUUAUUUAUGCUUCAGGGCCAGAUAAAAAGUUCCAUCUGACUGUGAUCCCUGGCCAUUCCAGUGCACAGUGGCAUGUCACCCUCUGGACCAGUAGCACACGUUGUAAUAUUUAAGCAUCCAAACCUUUGUAAUUUUUAAAAAUUAUUUUUCCUUCCUAUCUAUUUAAACUUCCUGUGUGUUUAUUUUUUGAAUCCCUAAUUACUGAUCCUACAACACAGCAACUGUGUGUAAGUUUGUAGUAUUUCUUUGCAUUAAGCACACAGCUUACACAGCGUUACUUGUUAUAGGCUCUCUCAAGGAUUUGCUUUUUAAUGACUUCACAAAGCAGUCAGGUUAGAUUCAGGACUCCUAGACGGAGAAUGAGAUUCAAUUUCCCUCCAUUCUGUCUGGGUGGGGGCUUGGAACAGAAUUUGUUUGAUUUAGCAAAAUAAAUGAAUGUGAUAUUUCUCACUCCCAGAGUCAUGAAAUGAAAUUCAUAACUGAUAACAAUAUGAAAUAACAAUAGUUUGAGCAUGUUAAUGAAUGUAAAAUCACUGGUUUCAAAUCUACUUUUAUAUUUUUAUGUGAGAAAGUAAACAGAAUUAGCAAAAUAUACUUGGGUGAAAUACAAUAAUAUUAGAGUAAUGAAAUCAGUGGAACUGGCCUCAUUUUCUCUUUCACAUGCAAAAUUAUAAAUAUCUUCAUUGAAAUUUUGAAAAAUCUGGUAUCAGAACAAAGUAAUCACAAGUGUAUUUGCAUAUAACAUGGUGGAAAAUCUAGAUUUAUAAGAAAGAUAAAUUAGGGCAUAAUUGUUUUUGCCCAAAAGGAUUCUUUAUUUGUAAAAAGAAUCACUAUAACAUCACUUUAAAAAAGACAAGCUUCCCUACUGCUUUUCACUCAGUUUAGAUUUACUGACAUCAACUUGCAAUGCAACUAUUUAUUUAACAAAGUGAGUUACGCCCCUGCAGUACUUGGGCUAUUUUCCUUUUCAACCAUUCUUUCUUUUUCUUAAAAGUGGGUACAUUGAACAGGAUCUGCUUUUCUUUCUUUAAUAAACAAAGACCACUCUGCCAAUUUCUGUACUUUGCUGAAAAGGUAUUUAUUUUUAUUGCAUUUUUGUAGCACCCAGUCUACUAUAUAUUUCUGAAAUGUAAUCAAGAGAUAAAGUGAAAAAGAAAGAAAUUGGUGAGUGUGAUAGGAAGGAAGCAUAUGUUGUGGAUACUCUGUAAUUUAGAGCUGUUACGCUGACGUUUUCCAGCUGUGGAUGUGAAGAAGCCUGGUUGAAGCGCCUCCUUGAGAAGCCUGGGUUGGUUCACAUGUUCAGAUUUCAAUUGGCUUUAUAACAGGUUUCUUUAUGUGCCUCAUAUUGGCCCCAGGUUCACUGGGCUUAAAAGGAGCCAAAGCGCCGUACGGUUUUGGCAGAGGAAGAGUGGACUCUGCCUCUGGGAUGUAGGCAUUUGGACGCUGAUCCGCAGUUGUGUAAACACCACUGGGCAGCUGGCGAUUUUCUGCUUCCAAGAACUCCUGCAAAGAAUGAUUUAUCCUUUUCAGUUUUUGAAAACUCAGGUAAAGUCGCUUCGUCCUCAGGGCCCAUCAGACACAGCUGGGUCUGAGCAGCCUUCGGCUAUGCUUGCUGGCCGAUAUUCCCCAAAGGGACAAGAGGGUGUGAGGGUGCGUCACCAAACACGCACACCUGCACACACAUUUCGUCUCAUUGGAAUGACCCAUGUUGCUCAAGCAUCACUGUACUCCUGGGGUUUAGGGUUUACCAUAAACUGGUUGGUGGGACCUAAAUUUGGUACAUUCCAAACAGUAUCUUUCAUUAAACACUAAUUAUUUCCAUGUUUGUGACAAAGGCAGGAUAAUCUGUUUCCUUUGGUAGGUCACUGGUGAGCAAAUGGUACAAAGGAGGAGAUAAGGAGUAAAGUAGAACCAGUGGAGAGAAGUGGUCAGCGGCUUGCUUUGAGCCUCAAGAUUCUGCCUGUGUUUCUGGAAAACAGAGGAGUCUCUUAUAGCAUUAAAAAGAAUUUGAAAAAAUGGAGACAGGUAAAUGACAGCUGGGACACCACGGGUAAAGUCUGAAUGCCCUCAAGAAUAUAAUCCCAGGUAGCAUCCGAAUGACAUAUCAGACCCUGUUUUCAGGAAUUCAUAGUAUGUGUUUGGAAUGCACCCUUUUCUUGGGUUAGGGAGGGAAUGGUGAUCUUCUGGGGAUGUCUGCUCUGUAGUCUGAGAGUGAGUUAUAGGCCCCCAGGAUGUAGUCUCCUCAGAAAGAGAUGCCUAAUUCCACUCUAAGAUUAUCGAAAGGUCAUGGGAGUAGGAAUAAGAACUGAGCCCCCAGUGUGUAGGUGCUCAGUGACAGACUUAGGUCUUUGGUGGGAGAAGGGUGGUACUGAAGCCUAAUCGUAGCUUCUGCACCAGGUGCAGAGUCUGCAGAAGCCUGUGACAACCAUAAUACGCUUGAGGCCUCACAAUAUGCUGUGGUGGCCACAGCAGAUACAUUGAAGAGUAAAGUAUGGUCUGAGCCAGGGUGCAAAGACAGAGAUUAGAGACCUAGGGUAAAACCAGUGCCAGCCUGGUCAUUGCCAUGCCAAUGGGAGGUCCUGGUCUUCACCAUGCCAGCCCAGGAUAGAACACUGUGGGGUGGGACUUGAUGCCCACCCAGUGUUCUCCAGGGAAUAUUCUGACCCUUUGGACUGUUGUACUUUGCUUGCCUACGUAAUAUCUUAAAAAAGCAAAACUUAUUUCUAAUGACUUGCUGGGCCUAUGUGUGUGGUAGAGUAGAACAUUUUCAUAUAUUUUGGGAGGAUUGACAACCCCUGCAGCAGCCCUUCCCGGCACAUUUUACAAAUGCAACGCAGAAGCCAUAGCUUACCCGAGACUUUUCAGCGAUGGCCAAGGCAUACAUUUCUUCAUCUCGAAGUACUUUCAACCAUUCUCUCUCAAUCUCUUUAUUGAGGGGCAGACCCUUUUCCAUCCUGGAGUUGCAAGUGAGGAUGAAGUCUUCUUUCUCCUUGACUUCCUUUUGGAGUUCAAUGGUCAUAGCUUGUUUCAUGGACAGCUCAGCAACAAGAGCCAUCAUUUUUUCAGUAGCAUCUUUGAUCUUUUUCUGGUAGCCAUUCAUCUAGAAUUAAAAAGCCCAAGGCUUAGCCUAUGUAUACAUUCCAUGAAGACUUGAAGAAAAUGGCAGGCUUCUGGCUGUCUCUGAAGGUGGGCAUUCUUGCCUGAAGGAAGGAGAGUUUAAGUGGGAAUUCACAGAGAAUAAGAACUGGAGGAGACCUCAGAGAUUCAGCCCAACACCCUGGCUGUGAAAUAGGACAAGGAGGAGGGAGAAGAAAGAGAUCUGUUCAUCUAGUUACUGGAUUUCCAGGCUAAUCUCUCCGGGGCUUCCCCCAAUAAAUGAAGCAGUCUGUGGAAAAUGGAAGGUGAUAGAGGAGGAAGGACAGAAGAGAGGAGGCGGGGACUUGGGCAGACCUUCUUGGCUAAGAGCAGUGUGUCCUGCUUGCAGGCCUGCGUUUUGCUGCAGAGCCUGUCCGUGAGCCGGGAGACUUGUUCAUAGAUGAAAUCUUUCUCCAGCAACUUCUCCUCCUUCUUGGCCAGCCGUAGUUCCAGCUACGGUCGAAAAGAAUUUCAAUAGGAAAAAAAAGUCAUGCAAGUCAAAAUCUUUCCUAAUUAGAGCACUAUUUUCCCCCCUUAAUGAAGGGAGACUUCACUAAUGAACAUUAAUGACUCAAUGAACUGGACAAAGUCAAGACUUCCCCUCACCCCCUGACCCCCGCCCCCGAGAGCUGUGGCACUUCUUCCUCCCCAUGGCAAAGAAUGGCCCUCUCAGCUCCGUCUAGCUUCCACGUUGCCAUUCCUCUGAUAUGCUCCCAUCGGGAAGACAAAUUAAUCCAUUCACGAUGCCAGAAUUGCUCCUAUGGGCCGUGAGACAGAGAUGGGCAUUUUGAAAGCACUCAGGUUUUAACUUUUUUGGCAAGCAUCUAAAGUCAAGCUUAGGUUUCGUUACUAGAUUGCAAUGAAAGGACUAUAUUAGUGACUAGAAUAAUGAGGGAUGAAUCCUCAUAACAUGAAACUGUACCACAGAUAUCUGUGACACUGAUCAACAGGGGCUAAUUGAUGCUAUUUUAAGAAAGGACAUUUACCGCAUCCAUUUUUUUGAUCAUUUCUUCUUUGGUCAUAUCUUUCCCUGGAAGGAAGCGUGUUCUGUUCUCACCCUCAGGAUUUAUAAACUGUUUCUCCAGGUCUUUUAUUCUGUCUGUACACUGUGAAAACUAUUAAACAAGAAAGAAACAGUAACUUUGCUCAGUAAAUCUUAAAGUCACAUAGCCCAAUGUCUUUAGGGUCUUUCCAGGCAAAGGUGGAAGGGAAUUCUUAACACCCCAUCAGCUGGGACUUGUGGUUAAGCAAUGUUUCUACUCACAUGUGGUACAGAGAGGAAGAUGCCUGUUAACUGACUCUGCAAAGCAAGGCAGUGACUUCUGGGUCAUCAAAAAAAAGCUGACUUUACAACCAGUCCUUUUAUUGCUUCCCAUUUUGUGUUAUACUCCCGGGAUGCUGUGUGGUUGCAGAGCUCCGACUAUACAGACUUGACCUCUUUAUUGCAUGUUGUUACAGGGGCCAAGGCAGACAGCACAGCAUACAGGGUACACAACAUACUAGACUCCAGUUUAAAACCCUUUGCUGGCAAUAGGCUUAAUGGCUUCCCAAAGAAAAGUAAAAUUCUUAAUUACUAGGUCAACACAGUGUACAGUCUGUGAGGAAUAGCCCGAACUAUUUGUAUCUUUUUUGGUAAACACCCAAUGUAAUGUGUUAUAUAUUCAACUAUAUUUGUUGACUCAGUGAGACUUUGGAGGUGGAUGAAGAAAUACAGAAAUUCUCAAGCAGGAGUGGCAGCCACACUUAGCUGUUUUGUAGGGAGGGAUGUGGAACACAGUGAAAACCAAGCUAUCACCUUUAGCUUUCCUACUGAAAGUCUGUAUAAUCGCAGGCAAAUCAUUUAUCUUCUCUAAACCUUAGUUUCCUCAACUAUCAAAUGGGAAAAUAAGUCCCAAACUCAUGGGAUUGAUCCAUUAAACGAGAUAAUAUAUUUAGAGUACUUUAAAUUUUUAAACUUAUUCUCCUCCUCCCGACAAAAAGAAUUUCAAAUGGUGACGUGAAUACUGUUUUUCUUCCUGUCUCUCCACACUUAAUUGCCCUUAAUAGGGAGUUAAUAACGUAUCCAUGUAUGUGUAUUUGUUGUAUUUGUUACUAACAACAUUUAAUGUCUCCUUUUGUUAAUUAGGAAAUUAGAUAAGAAAAGAUAUAUGGUGCUUGCUUAUCAAAGUGACGCCUUGAUUGAUCUUAUUUCCCCGUGGGCCCUUGAGGAAAAACCGUAUCCUUUUUCGAUAUAAAAUAGUGCUCUUGUGUCCGAAAACAGUUCACAGGACUUCCAGGAGCCCUAAAAACAGGCUAUUAUUACAAGUAAAAUAUUGCAGGAAAAUGUGACUUAUGAUAAUCCUUGGACGAUUAAAAACUUUCAAGCAACCAAAAAAAAAGCAAACCUUAAGAGAAUUCUGAAAGUGAUACAAAAAAGGGGAAGAUUGAAAAAAAAACACAAAACACUGUAGCUAUAACAAAUAACAGGAUAUGACGGAGAUCUGGCACUAAACGGCAAGGUACAAAAACAGCUUGCUUGAAGCUUGAAAUUUCACACGGUGUCCUUCAAAGGGCCCAUGUGAUUAGUGCUGAGUAUACAAUUAAAUAAUUAGGUGCAGUCUGAAGACUAAUGCGAAACUUUCUAUUCCACUGUUCUUAAGCUUAGAACUAACUCUGGUAGAACACGGAGCUGAUGAUAACACACAGUCCCUAUGCUUCAAUUCAUAUGCAGUCAGAAUGAUAAAUGCUCACACCAGGCAGGGUGUACUAUCAUUGAAUGCAUAGUAUUUUCCUCUUGGGUAAACUGAAUUCAUAUUUUAUACCGGAUUACUGGUUUUAUAUAAUAAAUGCUAAGUAUAUAUAUAUAUUUUAAGAAGAACCAAUUUUAUCUAUUUUAAUCUAUUGAAUAGAAGUAUUAAUUUGCAAUUAACACAAGUAAAAUGCUUCCAUAGUACAGAGUGAAUUUUUUCUGUUGUGGAUCUUACUGGAUUUAAAGUCCUUUUGUUCUGCUGGGCAUGUUGAUCAUGUAGCAUGGGCGAAGAUGGCCUUGAAAGUGUGUUCUGGGAAAGACCUGGAGAGAGCCGAAUUAUUCUGUAAAACGGAGUGAGACGAGUGUGGGGUGCCUGGGGCGCAACAUGGACAGUAGGGCUGUGGAGGGGAGAUGGGGGGUGAAAGAUGGAAAGACAAGCCAGUGAAAUGGAACUAGGCUAGGGUGUUGCAUGGGGUAGUACACCUGGGGGACUGUUCCCAGUGGUGGCGUGGGAAGGCAUACUUGUCUGAUACUUCAUUUGAAGUUCUUUGCAUUUCUUUAAUGUACCCCCUCACACUGGUGCCCCAAUUCUUCAAUAAAGUCAGUUCACAGGCCUGGCAUGAAUGGUCUUGUGUAGGUGUAGGCGGAAGUUGGAACCAGUCCCGAGUCUGCACUGAAGUGGCACAGAAGUGGCCCAGGCACUGUGUGUCAGGAUGAUGAGCGGAUCCCCCAAAGGAACCACUAAUUGGAAGCAGGAGUCAGAGCUGCAGGAAUCCUGGGGAGGCUUUGUGGGAGACCUGGGGGAGGCCUGGGGGAUGUUCCAGCCAGUCCAUCUAAUUCAGGGCUACACUUGUUGAAGAAGUGAAUGGGAGAACAUAUGGCUAAAGAAACAAACACUGGAAUCAAAACCUUACCAUAUUUGUGCAAAAUGAAAGAUCCUAUCGUCUGUAUAGCAUAUUACACGUUGAAAUGCCAUAAAAUAUGAAAGUAGAACCAUCAUUCAGUUCCAUAAAGUCCUGUGAAUCCCAUGACAUGAUUAAAUUAAAAAAAAAAUGACCCCAAACUGUGUCUAUAGCAUGAGCUAAUGAAAACCAUUUACUUGUAAACCUAGAAAACGACCUAGAAACGGUCCAGAUUUCUGAUAAUUUUAAUAGUGAUUAUAUGUUGGGGAUAGAAUUUUUUUCUUUAAAUUUUUUGUAUUUUUUUCAAAACUUCAUUAACAGAGUAUGUCUUAAUUUUAUAAUCAGAAAAAAAUCUGAAAGCAAACCUGACAUUUUAUUAUUAUUUUUAAAUUUUUUGGCCACACCCCAUGGCAUGUGGGAUCUUAGUUCCCGGACCAGGGAUGGAACCCACACCCCUGCAUUGAAAGGUGGAGUCUUAACAGCUGGACCACCAGGGAAGUCCCUAAACCCGACAUUUUAGAAAACAUGUUAUAGGUUAAAAUGUAUUCCAGCUACACUGAGUCAAUGGAUAAAAGUUUAGGCCACGAAUUGUUUAGUUUAAUUUUUUCUUCUGUUUUCAUUAAGAAAAAAGUAUAAUUAUUACAUGUGAAGAAAAUGGCUUUAUAUUUAUGGUUUUAUUUAUUUACUUGCUGUUUUAUGUUUAAAUUUUAUGACUUUAUUCCACUUUUAAAAAGGCCAUGUCAGAGGCCAAGUUAUUAAAUUACAGGGAAACUACAGGGGUUAAUAAGGAGUCUAAUUAUAUGCGAUUACCCAUUAAUAAGAAACAACAAUCUUGGUUCUAGAAUUUCAAAGAGAAUCAAAAAUAAGAGAGCUAGGGCUUCCCUGGUGGCGCAAUGGUUGAGAGUCCGCCUGCCGAUGUAGGGGACACGGGUUCGUGCCCCGGUCCGGGAAGAUCCCACGUGCCGCGGAGCGGCUGGGCCCGUGAGCCAUGGCCGCUGAGCCUGCGCGUCUGGAGCCUGUGCUCCGCAACGGGAGAGGCCACAACAGUGAGAGGCCCGCGUACCGCAAAAACAAACAAACAAAAAAAGAGAGCUAGAUGGUCUGCAGGAUCUUUCCAGCAAGCAUCAAAAACAUAAUUAUGAAUAAAAAUAAAAACAAACCAAAAAAAACCCCAAUUAUGCUGGCCGUAGUGAAAGCCUGGCUUACUGAAGUUUUGAGCUCUGAAGCAGCUGAGUUAGAGCUGAGAUUUGGGGAGGUCUAAAUUCCAAGAAAGGCAGAAAGUGCUUCAUGGGGGAUAAAAAGAUAAUCUGUAGCUCAGAUGCCUGAAGCACAGAUUCUACCCUGGAGCAGUGUUCAAAGGCAUUUUUAAACAGGACAUUUAACUCAAGAGUUCUUGUAGGUACCAGGAGUAGCAUGGCUUGAUUUACAUGUAAGAACUUAUAUGACCUACAAAGCAACAAAGGAGGAAAAAAAAAGAAGACAGCAGCAGAUGUUCCCAGGACGUGUGUCGUCAACACUUUUCCCACCUGAAUCUGGAGCACUGCUAGAUCAGCAUCCAGAGCCCUCUUGGCUGGCAGCAAUUUCCGGGUCACGUGAAUCUGUCUUUGCUUCUCCGCAAUCUUCACUUUCAGGAAUCGGAUCUUCUCUUCCAGGACGUGUAUUUCAAUUUCUCCAUGUAGCUUCAUCUUCUCUUGGAUAUUUAUUUUUUCAUAAAAAAUGCACACUUCCUCUUCCCGCUCUAUCAGCUGAACACCACUAUGGUCAGAUUGAGAGGCAGAGGCUAAGAAGAUGUUGAGGCCACCGUUUUACUAGUCACUGUGGUUCUCUCUGGAUUUGGGUGCAAAAUACACAUCAACACUGCGUGAUUCCAGGAGACAAUAGAUAUUCACUGUUGGCUUUCUAGUUAAACUCCACAUUUUGAAUUUUUCUGGGCAUGGGAGAGAGAGGGUUGUGUAGAAUCUGGACUCUGAGCUGACCAUGUCGUUGGCCGGCCACAGUAUCUCUGCAAGUCCCAGUGGUCCUCCUGGGGUGGAAAAGAAUGUCACUCCCCACGCAUGAACGAUGUGAUCCCAGGGUCUGAUUUUCUGCAGACCCUUUUCACGGGCCAGACCUGCCAGCCGAGGGCUGGCCAGAAGUACCCAGGCAGGGGGCCAGGGAAUGCGUUUCUGGCAGCUAUUCUGUUCUAUCUAACUUGCCAGGACCAUUAGGCUCUUUUAAAGUUAAAUAUUUCUGAUGUACAUUUCCCCAUAAACAGGCAAAUCCCCAUGAUUAUAGCCCUUUGUAAUCAUGCCAGAGGAAAGACCCCUCCUUGUGAGGAGACUGUGGGGAAGAAACAAAGUAAGAAUUUUCUAAUUCCAGCCCCAGAACUGACCAGGGCCUGGGAGCACACUGUCUAAAUGCUUUGGUUUGUGCCAGGAGCCAAAUAAGAGGACUUUUUUUUUUAUUUCCCCAGAGAGAACACCUGCCAGCCCUUUGAAAAAGUGGUGUUCGUCACACCCUGAAGUUCUUCCCCCACACCGUGUGUAUCCAUUAUCCCCAAGUGCAUCUUUAAUUGCUUCUAUCUCUUUCCCUGUCUCUCCUCCCUCAAAACAUGUGUGCCCAGGGGUGUAUGUGGCUAAUCUUAGCUCUGUAUUUUGUUUCAUUUGCCAUUCACUGGCUCAUCUCAUGAGCUGCUUUAUUCUCUUGACAACAGAAGCCAGGUGUGAUGCGUUACCACCUUUUAGAACUUUCAGGGCCCAGCACUUAACACAGAACACAGCCUUACACAGAACAGCACACAAUCAAGGUUUGAGGGAAAAAAAUCUAAUACCUGAUGUAAUUACUACAGGGCUCUACAAUCUCAUGCACCAGAUUUCUCAGAACACAAGCAACUUGGGAAAACUGUUAAGUAGUAAUCAAUUAAUAAUAUUAUUAUAGCUGGGAGAAAUAAUGCUACUCUUGCUGAGAAAAUGAACUGGGUGAAUGGCUUAAUGAAUAAACCUGUUGCCCAAGUGAAUACAAGUUCCAAAGACUUAUUUAUGUCAAUUAUACUGAAAUAAUUUGAUGGUAUCCUGAUCCUGAGUGGUAGCCUGGUAAAGGACUUUGAUCCUUAAGCGAGCAACUUGCCAAACCCUACUCUUGGCUGUCUUUCUUACGAGGACAGAGUUUCUUAUUUUCAGGGAAAGCACACAGCCCCCUCCCCGCCCUGCAAAGGCUGAUGAAACCUGAGUGUCAAAUGUCCCUCACUAUCCCCUGUCAAGUCUAGAGAAAAAUGUGCAACAUUUCUAAAUCGGAUCUCUGGGUGCUUUGCUCUCCCAUUAGGUUCCUGGUUUUUACCUUUCAUUUCGACGCUGAACGGCUUUUUCGUAUUUUUUGCGAAGCUGCGCCAUCUCCUUUUCAAUCACUGUGAUCAUGUUGUCAAGUCUGUCAGUGUUAUUUAACUGGGCUUCCUUCUUCUCUUUCAUUUCCUGAAGUUUUGCUACCAUUUUGCACACAUCGUUUUGCAUGCUUUCUCUGAUGGUAAUGUUGUUGGCAUGCUUCAGCAUAGAAUUUUGUAGCUUUCUUUAAAAAUAAUGGGAAAAUGGGUACGAAUAUAAUUUCCUUUAGUUUCUUUAAAAACAAUAAAGACUUCUGAAACACAAGCAGUAUCAAGGUAGCUCUUGAUUUAGUGUGUCCCUUGAAAUGACAAUAGUAGUAACGAUAUUCAUCACAUGAUACUCUUCAGGAACUUCUGUAAUUUCCCAGGUCUCCGAUUUGCCCUUAUCUGGAUUAGGACAGCUUUCCUUUGUGCCCCAAGUGUCUGCUGCCCCGAUUUAUCAAAGCAAGAGACUUAAGUGAUUCAUUUAGUGCUCUGUCAUCCCCAGGAGACUCUGCUAUCUUGAGGGUGGAGGCGGUUAUAUCUGACAAUGUCCACUGGACCUAAGGUAGUGCCUGACUCAAUAUAGCAUCACAAUAAAUGCUGAAUGAAUGCAUGGCCUCUAUAAAUGAUAUUUUACUUUCAUGUAGGAUGAGAAACUGAUUAGGAUGUUAGAUUUGCCUUUUCAUACCAAUCCCCUCACACCUCUACUCCCACCCAACCCCCCUCCACUACCCCACACACAAGAGCCCGUUUUGUAAUAUCUUUAUAAAAGGAAACUGGGCAAUAGUGGCCACCAGAAAAAGUUCAGGUUGUAUAGACUCUGUGGAUCAGGGACUAAAUACAAGUGAAAGAUUCUACCAGAUCUUGGCACACGGUAAAUAAUAAAGUUUAAAAAGACAACCAUUGGAUUAACUCAUUUAAUAACAAAAAGUCCUAUAUAAAGGACUAUUUCUAUGGGUAAAAAAAGUGAGCCCAGAGAGCUAGCAUAGCUUACCCAAGAUCACACAGCUAAUGAGUGGCAGGGCUGGGGUUUGGGUCUCGAAAGCCCCUUCUCUUAACCACCCCGCCAUACUGCCUCACAUAAGCUCAUUAGAUGCUUCACACCUACAAUCAUGGGAUGCUGGUUUAUGAACAUUUGAGUGUCUUCUAACAUUAAAUGCAAACUGUCAAAUUUGUGCUUUUAUUUGUAGAUGAGUAAAUGAAAAUGAAGUGAGCAUAGUUACAGAGUAUAGUUUUCCAUCCACUUAAAUAUGGCUCCCAAACAGAAGCAUAAGGAAUCACAUUCAGAUGCUUGUCAGCUGUAAAGUGGGGUGUGUGAGCAAGGGCUUUUCUAAGUUUUGUAAAAGACUUAUUUUCUAUUUCAUCAUCCCCCAGGGUACUUUAUCACUUAAUGACUCCGAAGAGAAACCUUUGAAAGGACAGUAGUUAUUAGAACACUUACCUGUCUUGAGUAACUGCACUAUUUCUUAAAAUUUCCAGUUCAUUUAAUGACAUUUUAUGCCUUUCUUUUAUUUCAUUGACUUUCUGGUGAGCUUUGUGAAGUAGGUUAAUAAAUUUGUUUCUUUCAUUUCGAAUAGUGUCAUACAGUUUAGCAAACUCUCUGACUCUGUGAAAAUACAAGUGUUUUUGAAAUUUGUGAAAUAAAUAGGUUUUUCUUCCCCCAGCCAACUAGAUAAGUCCUCAUGUAAUUCUUUUACCUCCGAUGAAUUUCUCGUUUUUGCUUCCUGUGUAUCCGGAUUUCAAGAUCCUUUGCUUUGAUCUCCCUAGCAAUGUUGGCAUAUUUUUGCUGAAAUAUAGAAAUUAAUAGUGAGAUUUUAAAAAUAGUCUACCACCAACAGCAUAUGGAUACU
Molecule: messenger RNA, 16085 nt
Organism: Globicephala melas (long-finned pilot whale)
Lineage: Eukaryota; Metazoa; Chordata; Mammalia; Artiodactyla; Delphinidae
Source: RefSeq, a predicted model, not a curated record